Molecule: messenger RNA, 1422 nt
Organism: Beta vulgaris subsp. vulgaris (sugar beet)
Lineage: Eukaryota; Viridiplantae; Streptophyta; Magnoliopsida; Caryophyllales; Amaranthaceae
Exons: 2
Coding region: 1-1422 (473 amino acids)
Source: RefSeq, a predicted model, not a curated record
AUGGUGUAUAGGCGUCAGACCUUAGCUAACAUCUCUUCAAACACAGUAUUGAAGGAGUACCGCAGGGAGUUCAUACCCACUAAGGGUCAGGCUGGGGCACUCCAGAUUAAUUGGUCGACUCCCUUUUCGGUCAGAAUCAUGGAGUCUCCUCCUUUCCCAAAGGUUAAACUCCCGACGAUUGAGCCUUUUGAUGGUACAACGGAUCCAGACGAUCAUUUGUCAGCUUACAAACACCAGAUGUACGUUCAGAGUGUUGACAAUGCUACAUGGUCCAUUUAUGACAAACCGUCAAGAACAAAAGACAAGCAUGCAUUUAGGAAAGGUAGUGCAAGGGCCGAAAGUGCCUUAAGAAGUUAUGUGAAGAGGUUGAACCUGGAAGCAUUGCGGAUCCAGGAUCUGAAUGCUGGAGUGGCGUUUGACGCCUUCAUCCGAUGUUUAAGACCGGGUAGCUUUAAGUUUGAUUUGGUGAAGAAGAAAAUAACAACCUUAACAGAAGCUCUGAAAGAAGCCGAAGCAUUCAUCCAUGCCACAGAAGUUUGUGCAGAAGCCAAACAGCCGGAGGUAAAGAAAGCUGAAGAGGCAGUUCAGCCAAAAAAGAGUCUCCCCAAGAAAGCUGAAACUUGGGCGAUGACUUCAAUGACCACCUCGUCCAAGAGGAGCAGGAGGUCUGAGCCGGCAGCCUCAGUUGAGCCCAUAGAGUUCAACAAAGAUCAGUAUUUCAUUCUCAUGAAAAUUAAAGAUCAGCAUGAAUUCAAGGCGCUGGCAAAGAUGAAAACACCCUACAUAAAUAGGGACAAAAGUAAGUACUGUCAUUUCCACAAGGAUUAUGGUCAUGAGACGAAUGAGUGCAAGCAUCUCAAGAGAGCAUUGGAGGAUUUGGCCCGAAAGGGAAAAAUGAACUCUUAUCUACCUUCGUCAGGAAGCAAAUUCCAGAAAAAAGAUACUCGUCAAGGAAGAAGGAAAGAUGACGAAAGUACUCAUGAAGAUGUUGUAAUGGUAAUCUGUGGGGGAUUCGCGGCUGGAGGUCCAACAACUCGAGGCCAUAAAAACUAUCUAAGGGAACUCAGCCAGGUAAUGCUCACCAAUCAGGGAGAGGCUGAUCCCUUCCCUAAUAUAGUGGUCAGUGAGCAGGAUCGGGGAAAGAUAAGAACCCCUCAUGACGACCGGCUGGUGGCGGAAAUGAAGAUUGCUAAUCUCCGGGUGCGACGGAUCCUGAUUGAUACAGGAAGUUCCACCGACAUCAUCAGCGCGGAUUGUCUUUCAAUAUUAAGGUUUGAUGAAAAUGAAUUGGUUCCAGUAAAUCAUCCGAUCAUUGGUUUCGGUGGGGAGGUAAUUCAUCUUAUGGGGACGGUUACCCUACCCGUCAGAGUUGGAGACAAAGAAGCUGCAAGAACGCUUUUUGUGAAGUUCCUUAUAAUAUGA